AGGGAGGUUAAGAAGGGAGACAAGGGCCGAGGGAGGGAGCGAGGGAAGGCGGGGGUCGUGCCCUUGCCCCUCGGUCUGCCCAGGAGGGAGGGAGGGAGGGAAGGAGGGGGAGGAUGUCGGAGGAGCAGCGCCGCCGGGGCCGCCGCCGGGUCCCGUGGGAGUCGGAGGGGGAGCUGCCGGUGUACCUGGCCCGCCCGGGCUCCACGGCGCAGACCCCGCGGCAGAAGUACGGGGGCAUGUUCGCGGCGGUGGAGGGCGCCUACGAGAACAAGACCAUCGACUUCGAGGCCUACAGCGUCGGACAGAAGGGCUCCCGCACCCCGCGCAGCGGCAGCCGCCACGAGGGCCUCGACGCCGCCUCCGCCUCCGGAGCAGCCGACAACAACAACGGCAGCGAGACCGGCAGCGAGGUCUCCGGCUCCGUCCUGAGCUCCCCCGGCGGAGAGGCCCGGGCCACCCUGGGCAAGGUGGUGGCAGCCCUCCUGGGACCCGACGGAGGGGAGAGUGAUCGCCUGCUCAUUAAAGGUGGACGAAUUAUCAAUGAUGACCAAUCCUUCUAUGCAGAUAUCUACCUGGAAGAUGGGCUUAUAAAACAAAUAGGAGAGAAUUUAAUUGUUCCUGGUGGAGUGAAAACCAUUGAGGCUAAUGGGCUAAUGGUUAUCCCUGGAGGUAUCGAUGUCAAUACUUAUCUACAGAAGCCCUCUCAAGGCAUGACAGCUCUUGAUGAUUUCUAUGUAGGCACAAAGGCAGCUUUAGCAGGAGGCACUACUAUGAUCAUUGAUCAUGUCGUUCCUGAACCUAGUUCUAGUUUAUUAACUUCCUUUGAAAGGUGGCAUGAGGCAGCAGACACCAAGUCCUGUUGCGAUUACUCUCUCCAUGUGGAUAUCACCAACUGGUAUGAUGGGAUCAGGGAAGAGCUGGAUAUACUUGUGCAAGAUAAAGGUGUUAAUUCUUUCCAAGCCUACAUGGUCUACAAAGAUCUCUACCAAAUGACUGACAGCCAGCUUUAUGAAGCCUUUACUUUUCUGAAAAGUCUUGGAACUGUAGUCAUGGUCCAUGCUGAAAAUGGAGAUUUGAUAGCUCAGGAACAAAAGCGCAUGCUGGAAAUGGGAAUUACUGGACCUGAAGGACAUGCCUUAAGCAGACCUGAAGAGCUUGAGGCAGAAGCUGUUUUCCGUGCCAUCACCAUAGCUGGUCGGAUUAACUGUCCACUAUAUAUCACCAAGGUCAUGAGUAAGAGUGCUGCUGAUAUCAUUUCACUCUCAAGAAAAAAAGGUGCUCUUGUUUUGGGGGAACCAAUCACUGCCAGCCUGGGAACAGAUGGGACACAUUAUUGGAGCAAAAAUUGGGCAAAGGCUGCGGCAUUUUUGACCUCACCGCCUCUGAGUUUGGAUCCUACAACACCUGAUCAUUUGACGUCACUUUUAGCAUGUGGUGACCUGCAGGUGGUUGGGAGUGCCCAUUGUACCUACAGCACAGCACAGAAAGCCGUUGGAAAGGACAAUUUCACUCUGAUUCCAGAAGGAGUAAACGGGAUUGAAGAAAGAAUGACAGUUGUCUGGCACAAGUGUGUAUCUACAGGUAAAAUGGAUGAAAACCAGUUUGUUGCUGUCACCAGUACCAAUGCAGCCAAAAUCUUUAAUCUGUACCCACGAAAGGGCAGGAUUGCUGUGGGUUCUGAUGCUGAUAUUGUAAUUUGGGAUCCAGAAAAGGGGAAGACAAUCACAGCAAAAAGUCACAAAUCGGCUGUUGAAUAUAAUAUUUUUGAAGGCAUGGAGUGCCAUGGGGCUCCUCUCAUAGUCAUUAGCCAAGGAAAGGUUGUGUUUGACGAUGGAAAUCUCCAUGUAAGUAAAGGAACAGGACGUUUUAUUCCCCGAAAGCCUUUCCCUGAAUACCUUUAUCAGCGGAUCAAAAUUAGGAAUAAGGUAACAGAAUUACAAGGAGUUUGCAGAGGAAUGUAUGAUGGACCAGUCUAUGAAGUCCCAGCAACACCAAAAUAUGCAACCCCUGCACCUUCCACUAAAUCAUCUCCUGCCAAAAACCAGCCUCCACCAAUCCGAAAUCUCCACCAGUCUAAUUUUAGCUUAUCAGGUGCUCAGGUAGAUGAUAAUAACCCUCGGCGUACUGGACAUCGCAUUGUUGCACCUCCUGGUGGCCGCUCCAAUAUUACCAGCCUUGGAUAAGCUGAAAUGGAAGCUUAGAAAUCAAGAAUGAAGGAAAGGCCACGGGAACAAGCUUACUUCCCUUUUAUGUCUGUGUUGUUGGCCUCACAGUUCUCUUUGGUACUAACACGUGGGGGGAACUACUUGUCUCCUUUUUUGAAAUGUUUUGCAUAGAAAGAGGUCAUCAUAGUGUAGUGUGUUUGCUUGGAUUAACUGCCUCACAAUUGUGCUUUCAUACCUGUGUCACCUUAAAGCAUGGUGCUUCCAUUGUCCCAUUAGUGACUCUGCUGCUUUUAGCUAUGUCUUGUGUGUCUACCUGAUGGUUCCUUUGGAUGUCUUUUCCCACCCCCAGCUGUGCUAGAGUAGUGGAUGCAUGUUACUAAUGCAAGUUGCAGUUUGUGAGUGAGUCUAUUUUAGACAUGUUGCCAACAGUGAACUAGGCAUGAUGCCAAGGUACGAAAUUCCACUAAAGAAAGGAAACCAUAGAAUUUUUUUUAAAAUGCUAUAGAAUGGGUCAGACUUCUUUCUGUUAAUGUAAUUUUUAAAUUUAUUAUAGACCCAAAUAAAAAGCAUUGUUCAAUACAAGACUGAAUAGAAGAGGGCCUAGUGGCUGUUAUCCACUUAGUACAUUCCACGUCUGUACAUUUGCUUGUUUGUAGGAAGAGUCAUAAUUUAAACACGCUGACACUCCUGCCAUCCAGUUUAGAGGAUUUCACAUUUGGACAGUAGUGUUCACCUUUUGCAUGAAAUUUUUGGUA
Sceloporus undulatus (fence lizard) is the source of this 2920-nucleotide messenger RNA. RefSeq names its product collapsin response mediator protein 1 (gene CRMP1). Gene Ontology annotation, molecular function: hydrolase activity, acting on carbon-nitrogen (but not peptide) bonds, in cyclic amides. NCBI's taxonomy places the organism in Eukaryota, Metazoa, Chordata, Lepidosauria, Squamata, Phrynosomatidae. The record is from RefSeq and is a predicted model, not a curated record. Gene Ontology annotation, cellular component: cytoplasm; cytosol. The transcript has 14 exons. Bases 114 to 2183 code for a protein of 689 amino acids.